Messenger RNA from Guillardia theta CCMP2712, 207 nucleotides. RefSeq lists its product as hypothetical. NCBI's taxonomy places the organism in Eukaryota, Cryptophyceae, Pyrenomonadales, Geminigeraceae. The annotation marks the transcript as partial. The record is from RefSeq and is a predicted model, not a curated record. Gene Ontology annotation, molecular function: zinc ion binding. The transcript has a single exon.
AGGAAGAAGGAGGAGGGGCUGGUGGUGGGAACUCCGCUGCCCAACAAGGGCGCGUGCUCGCACUUCCGGCUGUCGCGGCGAUGGCUCUGCUUUCCCUGCUGCGGUCGCGCGUUUCCCUGUCCUGUCUGCCACGACGAGGCUGUCAAGGGCGAGCACGAGACGAUGUGGGCAAGCAGGAUGAUCUGCGGUAGCUGCAGCCGCGAGCAG